GUCUGCAGACUGGAGGGAUGGAGGAGAGGAAGUGUGAAGCUCUCAGACGGUCUGGGGGAGGAACUGCUGCUUUAUCUGAUGAGGGUAGCAGGAAACCAUCACAGCUUCAGUAUGACCAGCGACACUUUGCUCUGCUUCUUCCUGUCUCUGCAGAUCUCCAGCAUUCCUGCUGCAGUGAAUCAGUUCACUAGAUCAGCAGGAGAAGAUUUCUCAGGACAUUGUGGCUCUUCUUUCUCUGGAACCAGGAAGAUCUUCUGCAGGGAAAACUGUGGGAACGGAAACGUUCUGAUAGAAACCACAGAGAACUCAGCUGAAAACGGACGAUACAGCAUUGAAUAUGUCAAAGUUCACGGACCAAACAUUUACAGCUUCUCUGUGAAGAUCUCAGCCCUGACUGAGUCUGACUCGGGUCGGUACAGAUGUGGUUUGGGCCAAUCCUCAGAGUCCUACCAGGAUUUCACUCUCACUGUUUCAGGAGUAGAUAAGAUGUCAACAUCCUCCGUUUCAGUUUCAACUCCUUUAACCUCGACACCAACAGAUUUACGGAGUCUCAGCUUCAGUUCAGAAAGUUUCACACCUUCAGUUUCCUCUGAAACCACCAAUCAGUCGACAACAUCUGACUCAGGUUCUCCUUCACAAACCGCUGCAGAUGUUCGGCUGUUUGUGCUUCCAGCCCUGGCCUUCAUCGCCGCCCUGCUGUCUGCGAUGAUGAUGAUGGUUUUCUGCAGAAGAAGAUCAAAGAAACCUCAAACAGAUUCUCCUGUGGAAACGGAUCAAAGUCCUGCUGCCUGUGAGACGACCAGAAUCGAUGAUGAUGAUGAUGAUGAUGGUGUCAGAGAGGAAGACGGGCGGUGGAGAUCUGCUGACGUGGAAAUCUACCUGGCGUACAUCGACGCCAUCAGCAGCUCUGUGGCUGCAGCCGCUGAUCGGCGCCAAGCUCCAGAUGAUGAAGACGAUGAUGCUGAUGAAGCUGAGGUGAAUUUCUCCAGCAGACUCUUGGACUCAGCUCUCAGAGCCGGUAGAGGCAGCAUCAGUGACGUCCUCUACUCUGACAUCUGCCACGACGAGCUGCUCUACUCAAACAUUUUUUAAUCUGCUCCCGUUUAUUCUGAUGAUUUUUCUUUAUGCUAACAAACUGAGGCUCAUCUGCAGGACAGUCUGGUUUCACACCAACAGAAGCUGAAGUUCUGGAUCAAUUUCAACUGUAGAAAAUGUCCAUUUAAAAGUCCAAAGUAUCAGUUUUCAGUCAUUCCUUGAAGGAAAUCUGGAUUUAUUUACCCUACAUGUGGUUAUGCGCCUGUCUAGCCAGGAGUUAUGUGAAUUUUGUUGUUUGUCUUUUUCUUUGGAACAAAUUCGUUGUUUUUCUGUACGAUGAUUCUGAUGAACCCAAAGUCAAAUCCAUCUACUGUAAUAUAUUCAAUUUGCCAAUAAAAGUUAU
Molecule: messenger RNA, 1438 nt
Organism: Xiphophorus maculatus (southern platyfish)
Lineage: Eukaryota; Metazoa; Chordata; Actinopteri; Cyprinodontiformes; Poeciliidae
Exons: 7
Coding region: 79-1092 (337 amino acids)
Cellular component (GO): plasma membrane
Molecular function (GO): transmembrane signaling receptor activity
Source: RefSeq, a predicted model, not a curated record